This is a messenger RNA of Ctenopharyngodon idella (grass carp), 3935 nucleotides long. Its product is annotated as tripartite motif-containing protein 16-like. The transcript has 6 exons. Lineage: Eukaryota; Metazoa; Chordata; Actinopteri; Cypriniformes; Xenocyprididae. The record is from RefSeq and is a predicted model, not a curated record. Gene Ontology annotation, molecular function: protein binding; zinc ion binding. The coding region runs from base 1 to 1635 and encodes 544 amino acids.
AUGGCAGAAGCCAGAUUUUCUCAGGAUGAGUUCAUGUGUUCAGUGUGUCUGGAUCUCCUGAAGGAUCCAGUGGCCAUUCCCUGUGGACACAGUUACUGUAAGAUCUGUAUUACAGGCUGCUGGGAUCAGGAGGAUCAGAAGAGAGUCUACAGCUGUCCUCAGUGCAGACAGACCUUCAGUCCAAGACCUGCUUUAGCUAAAAACACCAUUCUGGCUGAACUGGUGGAGAAACUGAAGAAGAUUAAACUUCCUGCUGACUGUUACGCUGGAGCUGGAGAUGUGCAGUGUGACGUCUGUACUGGAAGAAAACACAAAGCCGUCAAGUCCUGUCUGGUGUGUCUGAACUCUUACUGUCAGAAUCACCUUGAACAACAUGAGAGUUUCUUUAAAGGAAAGAGACACAAUCUGACUGAAGCCACUGGACGACUGCAGGAGAUGAUCUGCCAGAAACACGACAAGAUCCUUAAGUUUUUUUGCUGCACUGAUCAGGAGUGUAUAUGUGUGCUGUGUACGAUGGAUGAACAUAAAAACCACGACACUGUAUCAGCUGCAGCACAGAGGACAGAGAAACAGCACCAGCUGAAGGAGACGCAGAGGUGGUUCCAGCAGAGGAUCCAGCAGAGAGAGAAAGAUCUUCAGCAGCUGAGAGAGGCUGUGGAGUCUCAUAAGCACUCUGCACAGACAGCAGUGGAGGACAGUGAGAGGAUCUUCACUGAGCUCAUCCGCUCCAUUGAGAGAAGCCGCUCUGAGGCCACACAGCGGAUCAGAGAUCAGGAAAAGACUGCAGUGAGUCGAGCUGAAGGACGACUGAAGCGACUGGAGCAGGAGAUCAAUGAUCUGAGGAGGAGAGACGCUGAGCUGGAGCAGCUUUCACACACACAGGAUCACAUCCAUUUCCUGCAGAGUUUCCAGUCUCUCUCAGCUCCUCCUAAAUCUACAGACGUAAAUGACGAUCCCUUCAGUUCUCUCUCCUCUUUUGAUGUUGUGAGAGAAUCUGUCCGUCAGCUGAGAGACAAACUGGAGGAUUUCUGCAAAGAGGAGCUGAAGAAGAUCUCUGACAGAGUCACUUUCACCAACAUUGUUCCCAGAACCAGGAACGACUUCCUACAAUAUUCCCAUCAGCUCAAUCUGGAUCUGAACACUGUGAAUAAAUACCUCCAUCUGUCUGAGAGGAACAGAGUGAUUACUUUCACUUUCCCAGAGCAGUCAUAUCCUGAUCAUCCAGACAGAUUUGAUGUGUGUCGUCAGGUGUUGUGUAGAGAGAGUGUGUGUGGACGCUGUUACUGGGAGAUUGAGUGGAGUGUUGGUGUGGAUAUAUCAGUGUCAUAUAAGAGCAUCAGCAGGAAGGGAUUGGGUAAUGAGUGUGUGUUUGGAUGUAAUGAUCAGUCCUGGAGUUUGUUCUGCUCUUCCUCCAAUUACUCAUUCAGACACAAUAACAUAGAGACUAAACUCCCAGUAAAGUCCAUCUUCAUCAUGAGAAUAGGAGUGUAUGUGGAUCACAGUGCAGGAACUCUGUCCUUCUACAGCGUCUCUGGAGACACAAUGAGCCUCAUCCACACAGUCCAGACCACAUUCACUCAACCGCUCUAUCCUGGGUUUACUGUUGAUUUUGGAUCAUCAGUGAAACUGUGUUGAUGAAUCAGAAUAGACUGUAGAGAGAUUCUACCCAUAAUGCUCAGAUCAGAGAGAGAGUGUGUGUGUGUGUGUGUGUGUGUGUGUGUGUCAUGUCUUUCCCUUUUCACUUAAGACAGAGGACAAUAAAGAAAUAACAAUUCAGGAACAAAAGAACUUGCAUCUUUAAUGCUCACAUUGCACUUGAAUUCUCAGAGCAAAUCACUUCGUCAUCUCUAUGUGACUCCACCCAUUACUUACGUAUUAAAGUAACUAUUAUUUUAUUCAUACAUAACACACAUAACCAUUUUUAUUAUUACUAUUAAAAUUAUCUUAAGCUGCAAUGAUCAAAUACAGGAUUCAUUAAAAUUUAUCAUUCAAUAAAAAAUGUAAUUUGUUAUAAAAUUGAUAAAUGUAUAUGUAUUAAUACAUUUGAAAUAUAUCAAGCCAGAUUAUGUGAUCAUACUGUAAACUCUUGAUCAGUGUAAGUAUGAGCACAAUUAUUAUAAUCUAAUCCAGUUUACUUUAAAUAAACCUCCUCCUGAACAGGAUUUACAGAUCUGAUGCUCUGACAACUCUUGAGAAAAGAUCAAACAACAAGGAUUGAGUCAAAUCAUCAUCAGUUCAAUCCAGAUAACUCAGAAAUAUAUUAGGAAUGAAAGAAGGAAAACUGUAAGCUGAACUCUGAAAUGAGUCCAGAUGAAUCACAUCAUUACUGUAAAUGUCAGAAUUGUUGGAGUUUCUUUGUUCAGUGGUUCAUGCUGCUUGUCCUGAUCUAGAAAGUAUCCUGACAUGAUAAAACCAUGUUUUUCUACAUGAACUGUGGUAAUACCAUGCUCUGAAUUCAUCAUGUAGUGUUGUGGUGAAUAAUGUCAGUGUUUUCUUUCUAUAUCUGUCAUGUGAUCAUCCCGCUGCUGCUCUCAGUGCUGUAAUGAACACAAAUAAUUCAAUAUAUUAAUAUACUUCACUUUCAUCAGAGCAAAGAGAGUCAAUGAUGAAGUGUUUCAAUAGAGGAUGUCAAACACUCAUUAGCUUCUUCUGCAUCUAGCAGCACAUUCAUAGAUGAGUGACCCAUGUGAUCUAUACAAGCAUUUCCCAACCCUUUUUCAGUCAUGUCACCCUUUGAAAAUGUGAAAAAAUUUUUGGGUGAGCUUGGACCUGAAGCCUCGCAAUUUGUCGGUAGAAGUGAAAAUAUUUUCAUCUUUGCCUUGCAUUUUUGUGUUCAGUUAACUCUGCAUAUUUUGAAUUUUUCUGGUUGAGGAACAUUUUUAACUCUUUCCUCAAUUCAUAGAGUCGUGCCAAAACCUUGCCACGUGAUAGCCGUCGAACGGCCAUAUGUAAUGUUGUUUUAUAUCAAGGAAAUGCAAUUACCCUGCCUCCUUGUUUUCCAUUUUAGAUGCCUGUUGCUACACAUUUGUAUUAAAUGUACUGUCCAUAACAUACCUGCAAACUCCAAAGUGGUGAAAAGGUGACAUGUUUACAAAGUAAAUAGUAGUAGGGGGGUCUGGGGGCAUCCCAUUUUUGUGAUUUUAACAUGCAAACUAAGCAUUUCUGUGCACUCCCACAAGAAAAUAAAUGGAAAAAACAACAUUUGCUUCAAGUAAAAAAAAAAAUAAAAUAUUGACACUAGGGCUGGGGAUUGACACAAAUUUCACAAUUGGAUUUGAUUUUGAUUCAGAAGCUUGCGAUUUGAUUUCGAUUUGAUUACCUUCAAUUCAAUAAUGAUUAAUUUGGGGCCUAUCAGAUAAAGUAUAUGGCAAAUUUAUAUGGCAAAAAAAUACAGGGAACCACAGCUGGUACAUCAUUACAAUAUUAAAGGUUAAAAUGAAUUGAUUUGUAAGCUACUUACAUAUAAAUUACACAAAGAAGUUUUUAUAAUAACGUUAUAAUACAUUUUUUGGAACAUAUUAGGCCUAUGUUCCAAAACUUUACUGAUGUAUUUAACGUUAUCUAUUUCUUAUAAAGCUUUCAAAGUAGGCUACACUACACUCCUCACAAUCCAACCAACCAACCAAAAUGUGCCAAAUACUACCAUUAAAGUAAGGUAAGGAUUCGACACGCAAACCGAAGUACGCACGUGAUUGGACAAAGUGAGGCUUCGUUUGUCAUCGACCACGUGAUUCUGUGGAAACAAUACAUGCCUCGAUACGCGCAUCAGGUCCUCUGUGUCAUAUGUAACAUCACUACCUUGUGUUUCUCUUGUGUUUGGUCUGUCAAUGUUUGCUGUUCAUGCAGAAGCUUCUGUUCCCUGUGCUCUUGGUGUUCCUUUUGUUUUUGGCUUUUGUUUUUAAGUUUGUUUCUUCAAUAAACCAUUUGCACAUAGA